Molecule: messenger RNA, 1328 nt
Organism: Daphnia carinata
Lineage: Eukaryota; Metazoa; Arthropoda; Branchiopoda; Diplostraca; Daphniidae
Product: gustatory and pheromone receptor 39a-like
Exons: 5
Coding region: 1-1194 (397 amino acids)
Biological process (GO): sensory perception of taste
Cellular component (GO): dendrite; membrane; axon
Source: RefSeq, a predicted model, not a curated record
AUGUGGAGGCGAAUAGUUGGGUAUUUUUCAGAGUCGCCUGAUGAGACCAUUAACUUUGAAUGGUGUUGUCGUCCGCUUUUGGUCGCCAUGAAUCUAUUUGGAAUUCCAUUGGGGAUGCACGAAGCAGACGAAUCGAUACGUGUUUGGAUCAGCAACGUGUUUGGAUGGAUUCUGUAUUUCAUGAACGUGGCAACCGGUUUGAUUAUGAUUUGCAUCGAAAGUGAAUUUGAGAAUGUUGCAUCAGUCAAUGGCAAAUCGAUUGAAGACAAUCGGACAACGGCGUGGCAAUGGAACAGCGGAAUAAGUACUUACAACGCUGUCUGUUCGACGAUAGCCAUUCAGACCGUCCUGCUGGCCAUCACUGCAGUUCGAUGGAAAGAUCUUGCACGAGUCCUCCAUCGAAUGGAGCGAAUAAAUCAAUUCAGCCCAAAAGAGUUUUCUCAUUUUCGUACCAUUUUUCGAUUAGGAUUGCUAGUCGCCAUUUUUAUGUGUGUGGCUGUGUUUUUCCUGUCGAUGUCUGCCUAUUUCGACACCGGUUUUCUCCUGUGGCAAAUGAUAUUCUAUUCGUUUCAACGAUCGUUUAUCGUUUUCAUUUGCUUGGCUGUUGUGUUGUUCAUUUGCUUUGGAUGGAUGGCCUCCACUAUGAUGCAACUACUCGGCAAAGAGAUGACGCAUUUCGUCUCGGAUCCCGAUGGAAAUGAUACAACUCAAUUUGUCGCCUUAAUAUCUAGAUGGAGUCGUCAUUAUUUCACGAUUAUCGAGUUCGUUCAUCAAAUGAAUCGUUGCUUUGGUUGCUUAUUGCUGGUCAUGGUAGCCCCAGCUUUUGUACGUGUCAUCAACACUUCGUUUCAUCUGAUGAUCGACAUGAAAGACGGACAAUGGACGGUUGAUGUUACCGUACAAUUAAUCGUCUUGUUUUUUAAUUUUGUCGGUUUCACCUUCAUGACUAAUAUCCCGCACAGCAUUCGUCAAGAGGCAGUUGAUUUGACCAAGAAAUUACGCAAACUCCACUUUGAAGAUUAUGCUCUUCAAAACCAGGUGAAUGUCUUGAUGAUGGAAAUAUCAAAUUCCUUGCCGAAAAUUACAGCAGCUGGUUUCUUUGACGUCGAUCUCCAGCUUAUUCCAACGCUUAUUGGAACAACAUUGACGUACCUCAUCAUCCUCUUUCAAUUUCAAACGUCGGAGAAACGUUGAAUCAUUUAGGACAACGCCGGAUAGACUCAUUGCCCUCACAUUUAUUUAAUCAAGUCGCCUUAGAAAAGGCUUCGUAUAAUUCCUAACGUUCAUCCAACACCUCUCUGAUAAUCAGCACGCUUGAAAGGCAAAAC